Messenger RNA from Rotaria sp. Silwood2, 423 nucleotides. NCBI's taxonomy places the organism in Eukaryota, Metazoa, Rotifera, Eurotatoria, Philodinida, Philodinidae. The record is from the annotation of a GenBank genome assembly.
AUGACAGAAAAAAUUUUUGAUGAAUUUUUAUUUUUAUUUAAAAGAACAAGUUCAGAUGUUAAUCAACGUGUAGAAAAUUAUUCACUUCUUUUUCAAUGUGCUAUAUCAACAAACGAACAAUAUGUUAAAAAAGUUCGGGAAUGGAUUGAAAAAAGAUUUACUAAUGAACAAUUAAUUGUUAUUGAAUAUUUCUUAGAUCAAUUAAAGUCAUCUAACAUGCGAUUUAAUUUAGAAAUUUUACCAAAUAAUAUUGAUUCAAUUCAAACUAUUAUUGAUAUUGCUAUUAAUCGUUUACCACAAUCAACAAAUGCUUUAGAAAUUAUUUUUUCUUAUGGAAUAUAUUUACUUCAAUCUGUUGAACAUCAUCGAAAUAAACAACAAAAACAUAUAAUUCAACAAUUCGCGAAGAAAAUUAUCAAAUAG